Ostrinia nubilalis (European corn borer) is the source of this 4118-nucleotide messenger RNA. RefSeq lists its product as uncharacterized. The record is from RefSeq and is a predicted model, not a curated record. Gene Ontology annotation, cellular component: nucleus. Bases 132 to 2222 code for a protein of 696 amino acids. NCBI's taxonomy places the organism in Eukaryota, Metazoa, Arthropoda, Insecta, Lepidoptera, Crambidae. Gene Ontology annotation, biological process: proteolysis; protein desumoylation. Gene Ontology annotation, molecular function: deSUMOylase activity. The transcript has 7 exons.
CAUCAUUCAAUCAAUCUGCUUCAUCAUUCAUUCAUUUAUGCCAUGCACGGUUUUGUGUCGUGUAAAAUUUUGCAUUUUUUGGAUAAAUUGAUAAGUUUUACCUUAGGUGAUGGAACGCUAGAUAUUUGAAAAUGAAGUCCAUGGUGGCUUACGUCCGUAGCCUACUCGGAUGGUGUGACGAAAGUCCAGCGAUUAGAACAAGCUUCAAACGAGACAGGGCAGAGGAUGAUUUUUCGUCCGAUGAUGAUACCCCAGCAUUUAAAAGGCUCAAACACUUGAAGAGAACAAGUUUUCCUGACAUAAUGGCAACGAAUGAUUUAUGGGACAAGGAUGAUAAACCAAGCAAAAAUGUACGCUACGUGCCAAUCCAGAUUGAAGCAGGUCAUCCAAGCACCUCUACUCCUAAUGAAGUGCCUGGCAAGUCAAGUCGAACCAGAACUGUUCCUAUCAAGCUUGUAGGGGUUUCAGAAAAUGGCCCUUCCACACCUUCUAGAAAACCAAGGAUUCACACACCAGUGAAGCCUGUGAUACAUGCUGUGAUUGAUGAUGAAGAUGAAGAUGAUGAGCAUGAGGUGACAUGGGUUGAAAGUAAAUCAGAUACAAAGCCUUCAAAAGUAUACAUAAACUUAGAAGAUGACGAAGAUGAUGUCAUAUUUGUAAAGAAGAAAAUAAAUUCACCUCCACCAAUAAAACCCUAUAAAUUCUUCAUAAAAAACAGUGAUACAUCUGAUUCCAGAGAUGACUCUGUACAGUAUUACAAGUUAAGUCGAAAAUUAAGUGAUCGUAACUCCAUUAAUAUGUCUCCAAAAACAUACAGCAAAUUUAAAGCACCAGCAGGUGUCACAAAAACAUACAAGAAAGUCCCCACAUCAGUGCCUAGAUGGAUGCAAUCUUCAAAACCCUCGAAUCUCGCAAAUACAAGAAAUCGGUUAUUAAAUCUCAACAUCAAUGGCAAUGCUAGAUCAACGCUAUCUGAAGUGUUUAAUUUAGAUGAGAAGAGAAAUUACCAAGAAUUAAUAAGACGAGUGGCUAAUUCAAUGAAACCAAUAUCAUUCAACAAACCUUUAGAUGUAAUAAAUUUGGCAGAAGAUUCUGCAUCUUUUAGAUACACACAAAGAGCUCAGAAAAAGGCAUUAGAUGAAAUAAAACUAGUAGAAAAAGGCUUGUCCUUGAACAAAGAAAAUGAAAACGCAAAAGAGUAUGACCCAAUCACAGUAGCUUCCAUCAACUCGUCCGAUUCUGAAGUAGAAAUAGUUCCUUCAGAAUCGUCCACAACCUCAUCAGUUAGAAUCGAGCCCAUAAAUUCACUCAGAGAGUCGCUAAAAGAGAAAGAUGUGACCUCAGGCGACUGGCUCGCCAAAUUGGAUUCCAAAUACAAUAAGAAGAAACAAGACACUCAAGAGAAGCUGCACGACGCUCGGAAAGAGGCCGAUAUCAUAUCGAAAGUGAACAACGAGCAGAAGCGAGCUCACCUGGAGCACAGGCUGAAGUACGAGCUCAGCAUCUCGGAGAGUUUGUUCGAGGAGCCACAGCCCGCCGUGGAGCUGCCGCCGCUCACGCCGGAGCAGGACAAGCUCGUCAACCGCGCGCUCGGGCCCGGCCCGCCGGGGCAGCUGCUCGUCGAAAAGUUCAAUCUGAGGAUACACAGACGCGACCUGCAGACGCUGUGCGGGCUGAACUGGCUGAACGACGAGGUGAUCAACUUCUACAUGAACCUGCUGAUGCAGCGCGCCGCCGAGCGGCCCAAGCUGCCGCGCGUGUAUGCCGCCAACACCUUCUUCUACCCCAAGCUCAUGCAGGCGGGCCAGGCCGGCCUCCGCCGCUGGACCCGCAAGGUGGACAUCUUCGCGCACGACUUGCUGGUUGUGCCGGUGCACCUGGGCGUGCACUGGUGCGUCAGCCUGGUGGACUUCCGCGCGCGCCGCGUGGCCUACCUGGACAGCAUGGGCGGCCGCAACACCGCGUGCCUGCAAGCCCUGAUGCAGUACCUACGCGACGAGCACCAGGACAAGAAGGGCGCGCCCUUCGACGACGCCGGCUGGCGGACAGAGUGUCUCAAGGACAUCCCGCAGCAGAUGAACGGCAGCGACUGCGGCAUGUUCGCGUGCACGUUCGCAGAGUUCUCGUGCCGCGACGCGCCCUACACCUUCUCGCAGGCCCACAUGCCGUACCUGCGCCGCAAGGCCGCGCUCGAGAUCCUGCAGGGCAAGCUGCUGCUAUAGACCGCAGGCCGCAGGCCGCAGACCGCAGACCGCGCGACACCACUCGCGACCACCGAGCGUUUGUUCCCGAAAGUUUAGUGCGUCGAGUGUAAUUUCAGUGUGUGAUGAGUGAUGACCGGCGUUGACGACCUCCCGAGAUACAGGGUGGAAUCUUGUAAUGCCACCUGGAGGGAAAGUACUCUUAAUACUGUAGAUAGAAAAUUUUACUGAAAGAAAACAUUCCUUUAUUUUUGAAAAGAAAGAGAACUGCAUUCAAAGAUUUUUGAAAAUUUUUAGAAAAUUCCCUAUUGUAUGGUAUGGUAUAAUACAAUUUUCUGUACAUAAUGAAAAUAACUCAAGAUUUCAUGGUUUUCCUUUCAUUUGAUUUAUCAAGUUUGUUAGAGAGAUUUCAUCCUUAUACUUAACCCUAACGAUCAAUGCAAUAAAAAUACAGGGUGUAAUUUUUAACAAAUUAUAGUGGUUCGAUUCCCGGGUGUGGCAAACAAUUUUUUUGAAAUCUUUGAAUGCAGUUCUAUUUCUUUUCAAAAAUAAAGCAAUGUUUCCUUUGAGUAAAAUUUUCUAUCUACAGUAUUAAGAGUACUUUCCCUCCAGGUGGCAUUACAAAAUUCCACCCUGUAUAGUAUGAAGUGCCGCGCAAUAGCGAGCGUCGCCUGAGACAGUAAAAUUUCCGCUACCUAGUUAAGUCUGAAACUAUUUAAGUUAUAUUUAUAUCGCUGAGCCUGGUCGGGUCGCGCGCGUAAUUCCGACCGGCGCGGCGCCUUUAGUGAACCUUAUUUUAAUACUUGAUUGAUUUAUGUAUAAGUAUCAUAGAAAUAUGUACAUAAUAUUAUUAUAACACUACUCUUGAAUGUUUGUUUCUUCCAGUAGAACUUUAAAGUAAUAAAUCAGUUACAAAAUAGUCAUUGCAUUUGAGAUUUUCUCGAGGUGGUGUAGGAUGACAUGAUUCAAUGGUUUCUUUAAGUAAGCAGUAACAAUAUUCACACAUUAUUAACUUUACUAAAAUGACAUAUUGCUAUCCCUUUUUCUUUUUAUUAUCUUAAUGAUACACAUUUUCUUUGUCCCUAAACAAACAGAUGAGAAAAACUUUGCAACCUCUAUAAAGUGAAGAACCAAAAAAUAUAUAUUCAUAUUAUUUAACAAAAUAAAUGGUAACAUUAUUUACAUGCCUCAUGCAUGUAGCGACUAGCGAUUAAUAGAAUAUCAGUCGAAAUACACUGGGGCCAGAGCCAGAGACCUAAUGAUACCUGUAGCUGUGUAGUGAAAAAACAUAAGUAAGUUUAGUUACCUAACACUUGCAUGAUGUAUACUUAGAAAUUUUUUUUUUUUGUAGGGGUGGCAUCGUUUUUAUCUUUGAUAUGUAAUUUUGUCUAAUUAAUUGGUUGUAUAUUUUGAUUUCCUAUCUCUAGCAGACAUAAAUCUUAUAUAACAUAAAUAAUAUAGAUUGGGUGGCAAUAUUGGAUCAUUACUGUUUUUAAUACGACUUUAUGACAUAUCACACAUUUUUGUUCAAAAUUCGACUAAAACAAAUAUUUCCAUUCCAUGAGAUCUUGUGAGAAAAAUUUGUGUAUUUGUAAAUUUGUACUUUUUCUCUCUACUACAAUGCUUAUUAUUAUUACCCCCUUCAAUUUUGUUACGAAUUCAGACGCAUUGUGAUUUCUUGUCAUUUAGUUUAUUUAUAAUGCUAGUUUGUAAUAAAAUGUAAACAAUUUCAUUUGGAAGUUUUGUAAUUAGGUAUUUUUAUCAAAGUUAAUAAUCAAUCUGUGUGGUGACUGUUUUGUCCAUCUUGUCAAGCACUUGGAUGCCUGACAAAAUGAACGUUUUCACAUUUGAUGUGAAGACUAUCCUAAGUUGUCUAAGUGAUGGAGUAAAUUAAAUAAUAAAACAUUAUGAAAUCAA